Messenger RNA from Castor canadensis (American beaver), 1680 nucleotides. The record is from RefSeq and is a predicted model, not a curated record. Lineage: Eukaryota; Metazoa; Chordata; Mammalia; Rodentia; Castoridae.
UACUUCCUCUUUUGUUAGCACUGAGAGGGUACCAGAUGUGGCGAGAAGUAAGGACUCAACUUUAGGGUAAGAAAACAAAGGCUAGGUGGCAAAAUCACAAUCUCAGAACCACUCGAUUUGCAGCUGGAGAUUUGGAAUUCAAACUAAGGGUUUCCUGUACACUGACUUAUGAUGCCAUGUAACUGGUUAUGACCUGCACCUAACAGUGAGUGAUGCUUUGAGAAAGUACUGGUUCAUGAACACAGAACACAGAGGCAGGUCUUGAUGGCUUCCAAGUAGAAGGAUCAAAACAGGAGGUGGUGUUCGUGGGCCUUCUCCACUCCAGGAACUCUUGCUGCUCUUGCUUGAGAAAGAUUCUCAGCUUCUUGUUCCUGGUGUAUCAGAGCUAUGGGAAGAUGGUGCCUGCCCCUGUUCUCAGCUCUCAGUGUCUUGCUGGUUUUGUCAGGAUCUGAAGUGAAGAAUUCUGGAGCUUCCUGUCCUCCAUGCCAUGGCUAUGCCUCCUGCCACAACAGCACCCACUGUGUUUGUAACGAUGGAUUCCAGCCCGAGUCCAGAAGGAGCAACUUCGUUAAGCCCUAUGAGGAGUGUGAAGAUAUUGAUGAGUGUAAGACUAAAUUGGCAAAGUGCAAGAAAGUAGCAUACUGUAGAAAUAAAAUCGGCAGUUACAUCUGCAGCUGUUGGGUGAAAAUUCCUUUCCUCAAUUGGUUUGCUGGUCUUGUUGAUAUUGAGAGUCCAGAAUGCUAUGAGAACGAGGGGAAGGAGACACGGACCCAAGAGAACAUUUGGGGAGUUGUAAGUAAAAAUGGCAGCAAAAAAGACUUUGCAAGAUUCACCACCCAAAUGCUUCAGCAUGUGGAAAUGUCUAUACUGAAUGAGAGUUCUGCUUUUCCAACAAAGGGUGAAAAUCUUACAUUUGAUAUAGUCUAUGAAACCAGGAGGUGUGAUGAUAAGACUCUCUUGGAAGCUGGGAACAACACGAUGGCUAUUGACUGUGCUGGUGCUUUCAAAGAAACUAAAAGAAGAGAUGAGAGAGUAGUUGCGCUCAUCACUUAUCGAUCUCUUGGGAACUUUUUGAAUGUAUCCUUUUUUAAUAAUAGAAGAGGGAUUCAGGGAAUAAAAUUGAAUUCUCAUGUUGUUGGUGGCACCAUUGGAUCGAGAGUCAAAGUUGGCCUGUCUGAACCAGUGUUCCUGACCUUUCAACAUACUCAGCCUGGUGAUCCAAGAGUAAAACAUUUCUGUGUGUACUGGGAAGGAUCAGAGGAAGGGGGCAGCUGGUCGAUGGAGGGCUGCUCUUUUGUGAGAAGCAAUGAUUCUUACACCACAUGCAAAUGCUUUCACCUGUCCAGCUUUGCUGUGCUCAUGGCUCUGACCCCCAAGGAGGACCGUGUGCUGACUGUGAUCACCUAUGUGGGAUUGAGCCUCUCUCUGCUGUGCCUCCUUCUGGCAGCACUCACCUUUCUCCUGUGCCGGCCUAUCCAGAAUACUGGCACCACACUCCAUCUGCAGCUUUCUCUCUGCCUCUUCCUGGCCCACUUCCUCUUCCUCACAGGCAUCAACAGAACUGAGCCUAAGGUAGGUGAUUUAAUCAAGUUACUUUAUUGACAAUCAAAUCUAGCUAUCUUGUCCUAAGAAACGAUGAGGAGGAAGGUGUUAAUUAGCAGUGGUGGUGUAGGAGAAAAA